AUGCUGAACGGUUCUGCUGUGCUUAAUCCAUCGAUGACAAGAAUACUUAACAUGACUAACAUGACGACAACCAAUACUACACCACAUUAUACAGUAUACCAGGCUUAUCAUCUAGGACUACUCGUGAUCUCUGUACUUAUCAUUCUCUCCAACAGUUUUGCCAUCACAAUAUACUGUCGUCACAAGGCAAUUCGUAAAAAUCUCAACAAUAUUUUACUGUGCAGUUUAGCCGUGUCAGAUUUACUAACUGGCCUUAUCUAUCUGCCAGUCCUGGUCAUUGUUGAACGCUCGGAUUUCCGUGGAAAACACCAAUGGUUGCUUACACUUCAACGCUAUCAUUUCAUGUUUGGCAAUUUAUGUGGAUUCUCAACAGUGUUUCAUAUCAUUGCGUUAACCAUUGACAAAUAUGUAGCGGUUUUGUAUCCUUUUAAGAAAAUUAACCUUUCGACUCGGUGGUUGUAUCGAAAAAUUCUGGCGUCGCUGUGGACAACAGCUUUAUUCUUCGCGUUAAUUCCUUUAUUUUGGUAUUUUAAAGAUGAAGGAUCUCAAUCGUGGUAUAAAAAGUUUCAUGUGUAUGGUAUUUUUCAGCUCGUUAUAUUUUUUGGACUAUCGCUACUUACUUUAAUGUAUUGCUACCUUCGUAUGUUUGCGAAAAUCCACAAUCAAGAUUGCGAAGGAUCUCUAACAGGCAGAGUUCAACGACGCGAAAGAACAGACCGAAAAACAAUCUCGGUAUUCCUAUGUUUCUUUGUUGUAUUCGUCAUCGGUUGGUUUCCAUGGUUUCUAUUCACCUUGGAUAAUAAUAUGUUACGCGCUCCUCUAGAAGUUAAGGAUUUUUUGGUGACUUUGCGUUUUGCGGGAGCGUUCCUAAACCCUGCAAUUUAUGCAUUUUUGAAAAACGAUUAUCGACAAGCGAUUAGCUCGGACCUGGCCAAGUUAUGUUCGAAGCCUGCGAAAAUGGAGCCAAUAGAAUUAAAUUUAAAGACUACUAAUCAGUGA
Messenger RNA from Paramuricea clavata, 999 nucleotides. Lineage: Eukaryota; Metazoa; Cnidaria; Anthozoa; Malacalcyonacea; Plexauridae. The record is from the annotation of a GenBank genome assembly.